CUGGCCUGGCCUGUUAGUGAGGCACUUGCUUCGUUUGAAUUGCUAUUCCGUCGAGCCCUACAGUGUCUACCGAAUGAAGAUGUUGAAGCUCAACGGCGAUUUCGAUUCCGUGACGACAGCCUUUCUUGUGUUAUAGGAAGACUCAUUAUAAGGUGCACCAAGCAGUUUUUCUUCCUUCCAAGGUACACCUACAAUGUGGCCACCCAAUUUGAACGUGUAGGGAUCCCGCAAAACCACGACCAUCAUCAUUUCGCUUGGGGGAAUGGAUUUCCAGGUGUGGAUGUGAUGCGGAUAGAUGAAUCUCGUGGGGAAACAGCAACUGAUCAUAUCAAUUUUAUGUCAAAAUUGUUCUCUGAUGGUGAGCUUAAGAUGAUGCGG
Molecule: messenger RNA, 378 nt
Organism: Haemonchus placei
Lineage: Eukaryota; Metazoa; Nematoda; Chromadorea; Rhabditida; Trichostrongylidae
Source: the annotation of a GenBank genome assembly